CAGGGUUACAAAAAGAGCUGGACCAGUCAUUAAAGCAAGCUGUCGAGACAAGGUGGAAUACCAGACUAGCAAUGCUCCAGUCUGUUAAUGAUGCUCUGAGGUCUGUUAAGCUGCAUGAGAUCCUGCUCCGCAGAAACGAGCUGCGUUAUCUAAACAACAUAGAUUGCGAUCUGCUCGAGGACAUCAUCAAACUCCUGGAACCUUUUGAUGAGGCUACCAGACACCUCUCUACUGAGCAGACACCAACCCUUCACCUCGUUCUCCCGACCAAAGCGACUCUACUGAGGGGUCUGUCGAUCGUGGAAGGAGACAGUGUGGUUAUGAAAGAGCUGAAAGUGAAGUUAGCCCAGGCAGUGGAGUUGAAGUUCAAAAUCCACCAGUACCAUAAGCUAGCCACAGCUUUCUCACCUAGCUUAAGGAGUUUCUUGAGGAAAACUCUCCUUUGUCAGGAGUAUGAGGAGGUCAUCAACACCCUGGCAGCACUCACAGAAACAUCAGGGACAGAGGAGAGAGAGACAGGCUGUGUGGAGAAAUCGGGUUCAUCCCCAUCCAGCUCAUCCACAAAGACCACAGAGGUGCAUAACUUCUUUGCAAGUUGUGUCGUAGAGGAGGAGAGGGAGGAGGACAUUGGCACUAUGGAAUCAAAGGGUCGCCAGUUGGUCCUUGAGUAUAUGACUGACUCCAAGUGGACACGCUUUCAGUCUCUUCUUGACUUCUGGAAAGAGAGGUCAGAUGGGCUAGUGCCUGUUGCCAAGAGGCUGCUAGCAAUCCCAGCAACAAGUACACCUUCUGAACGUAGUUUCAGUGCAGCUGGAAGACUCAUUGAGGAGAGACGUUCCAACCUCAGUCCAGACAAUGUGGAUGCACUUUUGUUCCUGCAUAGCAACAUAUAAGGUUCCUGGACUCAUCCAAGAA
Cyprinodon tularosa is the source of this 915-nucleotide messenger RNA. RefSeq names its product zinc finger protein 618-like. The transcript has 4 exons. NCBI's taxonomy places the organism in Eukaryota, Metazoa, Chordata, Actinopteri, Cyprinodontiformes, Cyprinodontidae. Bases 72 to 893 code for a protein of 273 amino acids. The record is from RefSeq and is a predicted model, not a curated record. Gene Ontology annotation, molecular function: protein dimerization activity.